Messenger RNA from Saxophila tyrrhenica, 495 nucleotides. RefSeq lists its product as uncharacterized. The transcript is spliced from 3 exons. Lineage: Eukaryota; Fungi; Ascomycota; Dothideomycetes; Mycosphaerellales; Extremaceae. The record is from RefSeq and is a predicted model, not a curated record. Gene Ontology annotation, molecular function: zinc ion binding; carbonate dehydratase activity. The coding region runs from base 1 to 495 and encodes 164 amino acids.
AUGCCCUUCUCCGCCUUCCCCAACGUCAAAGCCACGAUGGUGAUCUCCUGCAUGGACCCCCGCGCCAACCCCAACGAAUUCUGGGCCUUCUCCGAAACCUCCCCCGUCCAGCCUGCCGUUCUUCGCAACGCUGGUGGACGUGUGACCGAAGACACUCUGAGGUCUAUCAGGGUGCUGUCGGGGAUCAUGGGGAAUGGGAAGAACACGGUCGGGGCGGUGGCGGUGGUGCAUCAUGCGGAUUGCGGGCUGAGGAACUUCUCGGAUGAGAGGGUGGGGGAGUUGCUUGGGGAGAGGGCGGGGUUGGACGAGGGGAAGAAGGGGGAGGUGGGGGGGAUGUGGUUUGGGAGUUUUAGUGGGGAUGCGACGCUCGAGAAGAGCGUGAGAGAGGAUAUGGAGAAGAUCAAGGCUGAUCCGUACUUGCCGAGAGACUUGGAGGUGAUCGGAUAUACGUACGACGGAACCACUGGAAAGACCACUGAAGUGGGUGUGCUGUAG